CGAAGGGAAGCUGAACGACAACAAGGUUCCUGAACGAAACUAUCGGUGUUGUACUCCUAUCGGCCAUUACUACGACCGUCAAAAUAAAACGUGGAAUUCCAGUGCAUUUUAACAACAAGAGGACGCAAAGCGAUAUAGGAACGUAAGGAUGCAUCGUAAUCAAAACCGUUCCAGAUCCAGAGACAAUUUUGGCAAUAAUCGCAAUAGGCAAAGAAACAAUGAUAACAGACGAAGAGAUGAUUUUGACCGCAAUAGUGGUCGAUUCCAAGGUGGAGGAGGUCGGCGAGAUGGUCAGGGUAAUCAGAUGUCUCAGAUGGACAGAGGCUCAUUUGGUUUGAAUACUGGUGGAUACAACCAGGGCAUGGGGAUGUAUGGGAACAACCAAAAUCAGAUGGUUGGUUUUGGAGGAGGGUUUGGAGGUUCUGGUUUUCAACAACAAAACAGAUUUGGUAUUAACCCACAACAAAUGAUUAAUCCAUGGGCAAGUACUAACAUGAUGGCUCCAUCAAUGGGUGCCUCUGGCGAUGAAGCUAAGCUGGCAAUGAACAUUUUAAAUGCAGUUUUGUCAUCAAGUGGGCCCCAAGCAUCAGGUAGAGGUAUGAGUCCCCCUCCAAAUAAGAUGAGACGCAUGGAUUUAAGGGAUGGGGGGUAUGAUGAUCGCCGAAGAAGGGCACGUUCCCCCCCAGGCCGCUCUCAUCAAAAUCGGCAGCAGUCCUCUCAGCGUGGAUCGGAUCGCCGUGGGAGAGACGGCCAUUCCUCUUCCCAAAGAAACGAUGACCAUAGGUUCAGGAAUUCAUUAAGCAAGAGUCCUGGAGUGUCUAAGUCCUCCAGACAGAGUUCAGUUGAUGAGAAUUCAGAAUUUGUCUUCCGUAAGAGACUGACCUUUGAAGAAAGGGAGCGAGAGACCAAGAAGUAUAAAGACCUGCCAGCAAAGGCUUUGAAGUGUCGCAUGUGUGAGAAAUCAGUAUUUCACAAUGUUAUGGCAUAUUUGGCUCAUAUUGACAGCAAGGGCCACAACAAAGUUGCUCGCGCCUAUCAUGAAAAGAUUGCAGCUUCCGCAAAUCUUAUGAAACAAACUGCUCGUCUUGCUCUUCAGAAGGAAAUGAAAAAAGCAAAGGCUCAGGGCUUAAAAGUUGUUGAAAAAGAAUGCAGAGUGUGUGAGGGCCCAAUGAUUUACGGCAACUUGAAGCAUAAGAAUAUACUGGCAUGUAAGAUUUUGCACAAGCAUCAUAACCAAACACUGUGCUGUGGAAAAGAUCAUAAAACUCGAUCAAUGGUUGAGGAGCACUGCCUAAGUCUUGCCCAUUUGAAGGCCAAAUUUGAGUCUGAUGCACAUGAUGAAGAUAAGGAAGCAUCUGAAGGGGAGAGGGGAACUACUGAAGAAUUUGCAGAAGAUGAAGAAGAGAGCAAGAAGCGAUUGAAGAGAGACGUGGCGAGAAGGAAACGAAAAUUCGGAGAUGAUGAAACUGACGAAGACGAGGAGGAGGAAGAGGAGGAGAAGACUGGCAGUGAUCAUCAAGAUGAAAAACAAGAGGUUGAUAAGAAUAAGGAAGAAGAAGAAGAAAAGGAUAAUUCAGAACAUGUAAAUGGAAAUGACACGGAAGAAAAGGACAGUGAAGAAGUGGAACAGAUGGAAACAGAAGCAGAUAAGGAAGAAAGUAAAGAAGAGGUUAAAGAAGUAGAUCCAGAGUCAAAAGAGGAGCAAAUGGAAACGGAUGUAAAAAAAGACGAAGAUAGUAAUGAAAAGGAUGAUGAUAGUAUAAAGAAAGAAAGGAGUAACCAAAACCAAACCAAGGUUAAUGAGGAGAGUGAUAAUGUAGAAAAUGAUGACGAAAAAAGCAGAGGCAAUCGGAAGAAAGACAACAAGGCAAAAUUGAAGAAAGAAAAGGAUAAUAAAUAUCAAGGUAAAACAUUACAGCAAUUAACAUACCAUGAAUUACUAGAAUUCCACAAGAAAAAUAUGGUUGAUGAUCCUGAAAAGCUGAUGGUUUAUGACCCAGCUCAGCCAACAGGUUUGAAUUACAUUGACACUCGUGUCUCUUACCACUGUAUGGCGUGUCUUGAAUAUUGUCCUGCAUUUCCUGAUGACCUGACAGCUCACAGUUGUUCCAAAGAGCAUUAUGACCUCUUUAGAAGUAAAUAUAUGAAAGUCAAAGGUGUAAGAGACUCUCCUACAAGCUUGAGGAGAUUGAAAAAUUUGGGCAAGAAAAAGGAAGAUGAUAAGGAUAAAAAGGACGACUCUAAAGAUAACAAGACAAAAGAAGAUACAAAUGACAAUGACGAUGAAAAUAUUGAAUCAGAGAAGACUGGGGAUGAAAAAGCAGGAUCAAACGAAAAGGCAGCAUCACAAGAGAAUGAGGAAGUUGGAGGCGAUGAUGCGCUAUAUGACCCAUAUGAAGGAGAAUCGGGUGAUCUAACAACAAUGCUGCAAGAAAAGCAAGCUGCUAGUAAACAGGAGGCAGAAUCCACGACUGGUUAUGAAGGUCAUGACGAAGCCCAUGAAAGUGAGGCUGAAAAUUAUGAGGAUAAUAUCUUGGACUAUGAGGAGGAGGAUGUAGAAGACGACGACAAAGAAGAAAAAGACCAUGGUGAAGAGAAGGAAAAUCAGGGUGAAAAUGAAGAGUACAAUGAAAAUGAGGAAUAUCAAGAUGAUGAAAACAAUGAAGGGGAUAAUGAUAAUGCAAAUGAAGAAGUAGAAGCUAAUGAAGAUGAGGAGGAAUAUGGAAAUGAUGAUGAAGCAGAAGGCAAUGAAUAUGGGGAAGAAUACGAAAAUGAAAAUCAAGAGUAUGAUGAUAAUGAAGAGUAUGCUGAACAAGUAGAAGAUGAAGAGGAACAACAGGAAGAGGAGGACGAGGAAGAGGUGGAAGAAGAGGAGGAGGAGGUGGAAGAGGUACCACAACCUACAGCUAGAAGGGGACGGUCAAGAAGAGCAUUUUAGUGCUAUAGUCUUCGUCGUUGUUUUUACGUCUUAAUUACCGUAUGUAUGUGUGGUUAGACACAGAAUGAGUUUUCCCUACUCUUCUGUCUUAUGAACUCCCUGCGUGAAAUCCUAUCUUCUGUAGGUCCUCAUCCAUGCCCUUUCUCCAUGAUUUUCGUGGCCUUCCUACUGGCCUGUGUUAUGCUACUUCUGUAUCUACUACUAUUUUUAACUGCUCCCUUCCCUGUCUCAUUCAUGUGUAAUACCAGAAAUUUCCUUGUAUAUACAAACAAAUUAUUUACAGCGGUGUUGAAUUAUGAACUGAGUACUGUAUUGUGAAACCAGUACACCUUUAUAGAUCUCUUAUACCAAAGUAAUAUGCCAACUUGUGGGUCUCUGCCAUUGUGAAGGAAGGAGUGCUUUUGAGAACGAGGUGGUAAUAGAACAGUUUGGUUCAUGGUACAAGUUCUUUGGUAAAUGCCAUUGCAGUGUACUUUUGAAAGAUACUAGGUGAUUUGGAUGGAGCGUUUUGCUAUUCCAUUCAUGGGGAAAUAAAUGCAUCAAGUUUAUUGCCUUGGUUUUUUUAAUACUGUUUUCAGUGUAUGAAAAAAUUAUUUGCUCCUGUUGUGAAAUAUUCUUGUAGAGGGUUGAAUUUUUACAUGAAAUAGAUACAAACUAAAAUAGUUUUGUUUGCUGUGGAUCAUUCAAUAUUAGUUAGCAAAUAAUUUCCCUUUUAUGGAUUUUCAAAUACCGAGCAUUACAUCAUCCUGCAGAAUUUGCUAUUGCACAUUAAUGUGCUUGUUAAAUGCUUAAUGAUCAUAGUCUUCUGUGCUCUCAGAAUUUUUCAACUUGGACAGUCAUAAGCAAUAAAUAUGACAGUUUUUAUUCAUUGAUUUACUGUAAGUCAGCCCAUGAUUUCAUGCUUCUGAUAAUGUUCAUAUAAGGAAUUGGCUGUCUUGGUAGGGAUUAUUGUGAGAAUUGUCUUUCAGAGGAACCAUCUGCCCAUAGAUAUAUAUAUAACUUGCAGAGAGCUCUAAAGUCAUCAUUUGGCUUUGCUUGUACCUUACCUGAAUUACAAAUGUAGGCUUAGAUAUGUCAAAACUAUACUGCUGCCAACAGCUGAGUUUUUGUAUAUUAUAUUAAGAAAGGUGUGAUGCUAAUAUUUAUACUUGUAAAAAUUUCAUUUUUUCCUUAUAAAUGAUCUAUGAAUCAGUGUACAUUAUUUUUUCUAAAAUUUAUCCAUUGACACAGAAGAUGUGCCAGUUGAAAAUUUGUACUUAGUGUUGAAGGAAGGUAGUUUACUUUUGGCAGUGUCCUCAGAUGACUGAUUUCAGUAGCUGAAAACAUGAAGAGUUGUAAUGGGAGCUCUAAAAUGUUCUAGAUUGUUUUGUUUCCAUUUUUUAAAUUCUCUUUACCUCGUUGAAUGGUAUCAAUCUCUGCUUUACUUAAAGCUGUUAAAUACAUCACUUGAGUUCCUCCUGGUCAUCUACUACAAAUGAUAAAUACACACCAGGAUAUUCUAUCCUUUUAAGUUUUCUUGAAUAUGCUUCCCACUAGCUUCUUACACAUUCCUCUGUAUAUUAUUAAACAAAUGUAUGCAGUCUUAUGGGCACUGAUUUCUGUUUUUCCAAAUAUAUCUAAAUUUUAGAUAA
Messenger RNA from Macrobrachium nipponense, 4569 nucleotides. Its product is annotated as glutamic acid-rich protein-like. The record is from RefSeq and is a predicted model, not a curated record. Lineage: Eukaryota; Metazoa; Arthropoda; Malacostraca; Decapoda; Palaemonidae. The transcript is spliced from 17 exons. Bases 149 to 2938 code for a protein of 929 amino acids.